UCCCUGGGAAGAAGAACUGCAGCAGGCGGCAUUGUCCAAAGAGCCCCGCCGCAGGCCCGCCAUGGACAUCCUGGGACCCCUGGCUCUGCUGCUGGCGGCCUGGAGCAGCGGCGGCUUCUCCCCUUCGGCCGCUUUCCGCCACCCCCUGAUGCAGCCGCCGAGCUCCCGGAGGAGCAGCUGCAAGCCGGUGCCCAGCAGCCUGAGUCUGUGCCACGGCGUGGGCUACAGCGAGAUGCGCCUGCCCAACUUCCUGGGCCACGACACCAUGAAGGAGGUCCUGCAGCAGGCCACCUCCUGGGUGCCCCUGCUGGUCAAGCCGUGCCACCCGGACACCAAGAAGCUCCUCUGCUCCCUCUUCGCCCCCGUCUGCCUGGACGAGCCCGUCUUCCCCUGCCGGUCCCUCUGCGAGGCCGUCCGAGAGGGCUGCACCCCCUUCUUGGCCGCCUACGGCUUCUCAUGGCCGGAGAUGCUGAACUGCAGCCAGUUCCCUCAGGGGAGCGAGCUCUGCAUCCCACCAACGGGCCCGGAUGACCGGCUGCAGCUCCAGAGAGAAGAUGUGGUGUGUGCAGCUUGUCUCAACGCUAGCCACAGCGAGAAGGAGUUCAUGGAAUACGUCUGCGCCCAGGAUUUUGCUUUAAAAAUGAGCAUCAAAUCCUUGUCGGGCGUCGAAGGAGACCUGAAGGUGGUCCCAGAGCUGCGCACUCUCUACAAGCUGGACGGCUGGUCAGCAGAAGAGCUGAGGAAGCCGGCCCUGUGGCUGACCGAUGGAGAAGGCUGCACCUGUGAGGAGCUGGCGGGCCCCGGCUCCGUGGUCCUUGCCAUGGGGCACAGGGUGGCUGGCCGGCUCGUCAUCUCUUGGGUCCGGAAGUGGCGCCGGGGAGAGAAGGAGCUGAAGCAGUUCUCCAGGGCCAUGCGGAAGCGGCAGUGUUAAUGGCGCACGAUCCCUGCUCCUUCUCUUCCCUCCACUCGCCAUUCAUUUUCGAGCCAGAGCAUGUCUUUACAUUUCAGCUGGCUCUUCCCAUCUGCCUGGGGACCCAGCAACCAGAUAUGAUUAAUACACAAACUCCUCCAUUAUCCCGGAAUUGCCAGAGGAGAGACGGUGGGAGAGAUCAUGGUGUCCGCUAUGGCAGAUUCACCUAGUAGCAAAUGUAGCAUUUUCGAGUGUGAGCCCUUUGGAGACAGAGAAUCAUCUCUCCACUCUUUAUUUUUCUGUGUAAACCACUUUGAGAAUUUUGAUUGAAAAACGGUAUAUAAAUGU
This is a messenger RNA of Hemicordylus capensis (graceful crag lizard), 1258 nucleotides long. Its product is annotated as secreted frizzled-related protein 2-like. Gene Ontology annotation, molecular function: Wnt-protein binding. The transcript has 4 exons. Gene Ontology annotation, biological process: non-canonical Wnt signaling pathway; canonical Wnt signaling pathway; negative regulation of canonical Wnt signaling pathway. The record is from RefSeq and is a predicted model, not a curated record. Lineage: Eukaryota; Metazoa; Chordata; Lepidosauria; Squamata; Cordylidae. The coding region runs from base 62 to 931 and encodes 289 amino acids.